AGUCUGUUUCCAUACUAUAGGGAAUCUAAUCUAUGAAGUGUCUGAAUCCUGCAUGAAUACAAAGUAUUUCAAAAAUAUCAAUUACGUACAUGUAAAUCAUAAUAUGCUAAUUUAAUGACAACGUUACAAUGUGUUCAUUUUAAAUUUUCCUUUAAGGUAUAUAGGCAUUCCUGGCAAACUAACAUUUGCCAAUCCCUAAAAUGCCCUUUUCAGGUUAUGGUGAAUUAAAACUAGGUUGACGAAUAGUUCAUAAGACUUGCAUGAUGCAGCAGGGUCCUAUUCAGUUAAUCUUAUAUAAUGCAUGAUACACUAACUAUAGUGAAUGCUGAGGUCCUUGAUUUCAUACGUGUGUCAGUCCAUAGUCUUGAUGCUCAUUGCAGGUAAAGAAAGGACUAAUUUUCUGUUCACUUGAAAUGGCUGAUAUUUAUUUUGUUACAGAUGAUAAGUGUUUUAAUGAUUCUUUGUCUCCAUUUCAGGCCUGUUUUAUUAUUGCUUUGAAUGGCACAAGUUCAAUUAUCGUGACUUUAAAUUGCACCCUAGUGGAGUUUUUAAAACAGGCAGCAAUGUUAUCUGUUAUGUCAAACGAAGCUGCCAGGUGCCUGAGGAAGAGUCUCAGGCAGUUUUCCUGGUUAUGGUUUGUUCGUCGUUGUAGCUGCAAAAGGGAAAUAUCCGACGACAGUACAUCAGUCAAACAGAAGCCCACAGUUAAAUCUGAGAAGACAUUAAAGUCAAGUAAGAGUCAUGAACACGACUUCAAUAAGGCAGACUUGGAUGUUAAAGGUAAUGCAGAGAGAUUAACUGAGUUCCCAAAGAACUUCCACGGGUCUGCUACAUUGAAAAUGAUAAAAAGACCAGCAAUGAAUCUUUCCACUGGAACUUCAAGAAAACGAAAUAAUGCUAGUUUUAUUUUGCCAUCUCAAAACCCUUCUAAAGUCAUACAUACACAAUUGAACUUGAAACCUAGUCAUGUCCGCAACUUGGAAUUUCUCAACCUUAGAAAUGAUGAUUUUACUAAAAGAAAAAUAUCAAAGAUUUCUCCAUUCAUUGAAAGAGAGCCAAAUUCAGAGAUAUUGUUUGGCAUUGCACCUUGUAACCUGGCCCUUUCCCAAUUGCGUAGAAAGAUUUUCAGACUGUUUGUGAAAGAAAAUCGAAGUCAGCGAGCUGAAAUGCAGCAAAUCUAUCAGCGAGUAAGGGAAAUCGGAGUGCCAGUACAUCAGUUGAUGAGAAAGGUUCUUGACAGGCUAUGUGAGAACCAUGUUCACCAAGGUAUUUGUCUUGAGGUGACACCCCUGGACUAUGUGAAAUAUGAUCAAUGCUCUUCAACAGAUAUUGAUGGUUCUGAGUUUGAACACAGUGACAAACCGAUUUUGUGGCUGGCAUUGGAAGGAAUCCAGGAUCCCAUGAACAUGGGAGCUGUGCUUCGUUCAGCUUACUUUCUUGGAGUGGAUCUUGUUCUUGUAAGUCAGCAAAACAGUUGUUCUCUAACACCAACUGUGAGCAAAGCUAGUGCUGGAGUUCUUGAAGUUAUGACUAUAUAUUGCACUUCUAGUUUACCUCAAGUACUAACGGCAAAAGCAGCCCAAGGCUGGCAAAUAGUGGGAACCGUUGGAAAGUCUACAGAGGCUACCUUUGCACCAGUCAUUCCCUGUGCAGAAUUCCAGUGGAGGCAACAGACGAUUCUGGUUCUGGGAAAUGAAGGUUUUGGCCUUUCUGAUGAUGUAAGCAGCCUGUGUCAUGCAAUGCUGACGAUACCAGCAGGUAGAGGCUUGCAACCUGGGAUUGAAUCUUUGAAUGUGUCUGUUGCUGCAGGAAUUCUCUUACAUGGUAUAGCCAGCAAGAGAAUGAAAACAUGACAAAGGCAUAUCUCCUUAUGCUGGUCUCCCUACACUUUUACACUUGCUUUAAAUCUGGAAAUAGUUUGGUGGCUGUCUGUAAUAAAGCUUCCUGACUGGACAAAUUUAAGUGCUGUGUACAUUGGUGCUGUGUAAUUUGUAAUUCACUCUUAUCAUGUGAACCCAACAGUUACAGAAUAAAUAAAGCUGCUUUAUAGACUGACCUUUGUAGAAAUGGUGUUCGAAUGUAAAUGACUGUUUGUAUAAUUGUGACCAUCUGCUUGGGUUAAGUUUUGACUUCUACCUUCCCUACUCUGUGGGGAAUUUACCUGCAAAUUCCUUUGUGUGAUAUUGUAUAUGCAACCGGUUGGGCAUUAACUGUGGGAAUAAUGCUAAUAAUCUGGAACUUGCAAAGAUUGCAAUGAACGUGGAACAUAUUUCUUAAAAGGAAUGUAUGCAUUAUAAUAAAAUCUAUGGCACAGAAAUGGCCAUUCAGCUCAAUGGAUUUGAGCCCCACACAAGCCUCAUUACGCUGUACUCCAUCAAACGCUUACCAACGUACUCUUUUAUUCCUUUUCCCAUCAUGUUUGACUACCUUCCCGUUAGACAAACCUGUCAACAUUCUUUGUAUAUUUAAUAUUUGUUAACUUCAGAAUACUUUUUAAGUUACAUUUUCAGUAACAGUCUGGAUCACUCCAGAGGCAUGUCAGCAGCAAUUUGCAUAUUGUUGGAACUUAAGUAUUGUUAUGGUGUUAAUUGUUUCACUGCAGGAAACCUGCAUGGAAUAAUGGUUAUUUUACGUAUUGUGCACAGAUGUAAAUGUAUUUUCUAUACUUGGGCAAGGUUAUAUAACCUAUAAAAUAGGUUAAGAAAAUAAUUCUGUUUCGGCUAGAUUAUACAUACUUUUUACUGUCUUGUCUUGCCAAUUUUUGCCUAUCCACUGAAGAUGAUAUUUCUUUGCCUCUGUUCAGUUCCACUGGCACAGGUUCAAAUGUACAGAUAUACAAAGUGACAAACUGAGAAAGAUUAGUUGAUGCAUGACUCCUUUCCCAUUCAGCCUUGUUACAACGAAUUGACAAAGCUUGCAGUACUGCAGCCCUCCAAAAUGUUGUGUAACCAAGUGGGAAAGGGGGAAGUCAUAUUUAAAGAAACUGUAGCCUAAAUCAGGGAAAGAAAGAAUUAUCUGAAACUGCUUGUGUGCACCACCAACACCCCCUUUUCCUCCCCCUUUCCAAGCUAAUGAUGACCAUGAGGUACAUUCCACAUAACAUUUAAGUACAACAUUGACAACAUCCAGGAUUGCAAUUACUGGGUAAGGUAAUUACCUAUUCCAAAGGGCAACAAUCAUUCAGGCAUUAACCAAUUUUAAGCUAACAAAGCUUGUAUCCAUAUUCUCUCAUUUUCCCUAGUUUAGGUUAGAUUUAGAUUAGAUUAGUUUCCCUACAGUGUGGAACCAGGCCCUUCAGCCCAAAAGGUCCACACCGACCCUCCGAAGAGUAACCCACCCAAACCCCAUUUCCCUCUGAAUAAUUUAAUCUUUCCACAGCCUACUCUGUUCCAUAGAAAACCUAUACAAAUAUAUCUUUGAGCUAAAAUAUUUCCGAAUUGGCAGCAUCUGCAUAAAGUGAAUCACAGAAUCUCUACAGUGUGGAAACAGGCCAUUUAGCCCACCAAGUCCAAACUGACCCUCUGAACAGUGUCCUACCCUAUCUAAUUCAUUGAGGUAUCCCACUAUAAGGAAGGGCCCUGCAGAAGCCAAUGAGAAAUAAUUUGUUAAUAUGUGCAUAAUCUUUAAUUCCUUUAUUAUUUUAAAUAAUUCUGCCAAGCCUCCCUAGACUUUUCUAAAGUAAAGAGAUCCAGUAACAGUUAUGGACUUUUAGAUUUGAUUUUAAUAUAGGUUCCCUACCCUAAAUGCUUCUAUAUCAUCCAUCAUGGGGAUAAACUAAGCUUAACUGAGGUCUGAUUUUGGGACAUUAUAGCAGGGUCUUAAGAAGAGAAGUCAGAAAGAGAGCACCAGCAUGAACUGGCUUCUUUGGGUCCAGCAGCUUCAAAACUGCCUAUCUCCUUCCAGAGAGAAGCUAGACUGCCCUGCCAAAACCAAAUCACACCAGUGAAAAGCUGAGCUGGGAGAACAGACCAUUCCCGUUUCAUUGUACAAGCUUUUUUCAUACUUGAAAGCCUUUUCCCUGAGGUAGUAACUGUUAGUUGUCAUGAAACUGGCCCUAAAACACUUCAACAUAGACUUUUUGGAGUCUGUGUCUUUUAUGACCUCUCUGGAAAAAAACCAAAGACAGCAUAACCUUGUUAAAGGAGCAUCAUCAUUACAAGCCGCAAGAAGCAAAUAUUGUUUUUUGUUGUAUUCUAAUUGACUGGGGAAAACAAAAUUAAACACGAUUGCAUCUC
Chiloscyllium plagiosum (whitespotted bambooshark) is the source of this 4235-nucleotide messenger RNA. RefSeq names its product mitochondrial rRNA methyltransferase 1 homolog (S. cerevisiae) (gene mrm1). Gene Ontology annotation, biological process: rRNA methylation. Lineage: Eukaryota; Metazoa; Chordata; Chondrichthyes; Orectolobiformes; Hemiscylliidae. Gene Ontology annotation, molecular function: RNA binding; rRNA (guanine) methyltransferase activity. Gene Ontology annotation, cellular component: mitochondrion. The record is from RefSeq and is a predicted model, not a curated record.